Messenger RNA from Zophobas morio, 1273 nucleotides. RefSeq names its product transmembrane protein 18 (gene Tmem18). The transcript has 5 exons. The coding region runs from base 353 to 799 and encodes 148 amino acids. The record is from RefSeq and is a predicted model, not a curated record. NCBI's taxonomy places the organism in Eukaryota, Metazoa, Arthropoda, Insecta, Coleoptera, Tenebrionidae.
AUUUCACCAACCUUUUAUACUAAAAUAGUGUAGAUCACCCACAUUACAUCAAGACAUCAUAAUAUUAACAAAUUAAAAAUUCGUUUUGCAGUGUGGUAACUUUCUGUGCGGUGGUGUUGGUGUUGCUGUUCUGUGGUGUUAAGUUACCAUUAUAGGUUAGGUUGACUUGACAUUUAUAAGUUUGACACUGACAGAAAAAUACGCCAGUCUGACGCACACUUGCCGAUUUGCAAUAAUAAACCGACAUCCAACAAUUAUAAAGUGUGUAUUUCUCAGGUCAAAGCAACAUGCAAGAUAAGUGUAUUAUAAAUGUUAUCACAUAAUUUGGUGUUUUUUUAAUCGCUGUUCUACAAUGAUGAUCGAGCAAAAUUUUGUUGAAAUCAACCAAAUAGAUGGAUUUUUAUCGUUUAUUUGGAGUAUUGAUUGGAGGGAUCCUUGGCUUAUAGCAUUAUUUACAUUUCAUAUUACCAUAUUUAUAAUGGCAAUAUUCACAAGAAAUUAUGGAAAUUUUCAAGCAUUACUAUUCUUUUGCCUGUUGCUCCUUGUAUAUUUCUCUGAAAGCAUUAACAAAUUGGCUUCAAACAAUUGGAAGAUUUUUUCUCGACAACAGUACUUUGAUAGCAACGGGCUAUUUAUCUCAGUCGUUUUUUCAAUGCCGAUUUUACUCAAUUGCAUGUUGAUGGUGGGAAGCUGGCUUUAUCAGUCCACACAACUAAUGAAGAACUUAAAAAUAGCCCAACUUGAAGAACGUAUCAGAAAUGAAAGAAAGUUGCAAAAAUCCAAAUCUAAAGAAGAUUAAAAACCGUUUAACAUUGUGGACAAUAUAUUUUUUAUUAGUUUUAUAUGAAGACCAUUAUUUUAUUAUUUAUCUAAUGUUGGUAUGUAUAAGUUUUUGUUUUAGUGUUAUUAUAAGUUUAAAAUUGUAAAAAAGCAGUGAUUGCAUAAUUUUGACAUAAAAGUUACAAAAUACUUAACGUACACACUGCUUAUCUGUUGUAUAGUUACCCAAUCACAUUUAAAUACAUGUAAAACAGUGAUAUAUUGUAAUACUUACUAUAAUAAUUGAGAAAUUAGUGUGAAACAUAUUAACUAGUCAAUUGGAACUUUCAUAUUGCCAUCUUAGCUUGUAUGUAAAACUAAUUAUCUCAUGUAGUAAGGGGCAUAGUUAUUGUUAAUAUAAUAUUAGGUAUAAGAUUUUUAUUAAUUGCAUUAAGACUGAUUCAUACAUUUUAGAUAUGGAAGAAAAAACAGCACAAUAAACUACUUCUUUUUA